Mus caroli (Ryukyu mouse) is the source of this 11556-nucleotide messenger RNA. It is a transcript of the gene Slc1a2, whose product is annotated as solute carrier family 1 member 2. Gene Ontology annotation, cellular component: plasma membrane. The record is from RefSeq and is a predicted model, not a curated record. Gene Ontology annotation, molecular function: L-glutamate transmembrane transporter activity; glutamate:sodium symporter activity; neutral L-amino acid transmembrane transporter activity. Gene Ontology annotation, biological process: L-aspartate transmembrane transport; L-glutamate import across plasma membrane. Lineage: Eukaryota; Metazoa; Chordata; Mammalia; Rodentia; Muridae.
GGGAGGGACAACAGAAAAGGGACAACGUCUAAAGAUGGGGGGCAGGGGCGACGGUUAAAGAAGUCGCCCCAGGCUGCGGCGCGGGUGAUGUCAGCUCUGGACAAAAAUAGAGAGGGAUCGCCUGCAAAUCCCCAGCUCCGGCUGGGCUAAACCUUGCAAUCCUUCUUCGGCCGGCGCAGAGCCAGGGCGCAGCGGCCUCCACCGCCUCCCCCGGCGCGCACACACCAGCACACGCGCACGCACGCACACACUCCCCCCGCACUCGCACUCCCGGUCUUCCCCAUCCCGCUCGGUGCCGGCCACUCCUGGUACCGGUCUGCCCCGCGGCGAAGCACACCGACACGCGCACACACAGGUGGCGGCUGGGACGCGGGGAGUGUGUUCCUUCAGCCCUGCGGCCAGCGCGACCUCGCAGCAGCCGCCGGUGCAGGAUCCCCGCAGCGCCCCUCGGAGCGCUGGCCACGAGCCGCUCACGGGACUGCGCGCGGUGGAAAGCCGGGACGUGGAUUAGCGCCCGCAGCAGCCUCCCGCGCGCGCCGAGGCGCUAAAGGGCUUACCCAGGAGGGGGGUGCGAGGGCGGAGAGAGGCUGCCCGUUAAAUACCGCUCUCCGCCGCACUCCGGGCUCACCCAGCUCGCCGCCACCGUCUCCAGACCGUGCCCGGGAGGAGGGGGCGUUCCCCACGCCAUGGCAUCAACAGAGGGUGCCAACAAUAUGCCCAAGCAGGUAGAAGUGCGCAUGCACGACAGCCACCUCAGCUCCGAGGAGCCAAAGCACCGAAACCUGGGCAUGCGCAUGUGCGACAAGCUGGGGAAAAAUCUCCUGCUCUCACUGACUGUGUUUGGUGUCAUCCUGGGAGCAGUGUGUGGCGGGCUGCUUCGCUUGGCAUCUCCCAUCCACCCUGAUGUGGUCAUGUUGAUAGCCUUCCCGGGGGACAUACUCAUGAGGAUGCUGAAGAUGCUCAUCCUCCCUCUCAUCAUCUCCAGCUUAAUCACAGGGUUGUCAGGCCUGGAUGCUAAAGCCAGCGGCCGUCUAGGCACGAGAGCUAUGGUGUAUUACAUGUCCACGACCAUCAUUGCUGCCGUGCUGGGGGUCAUCCUGGUGUUGGCCAUCCACCCAGGCAAUCCCAAACUCAAGAAGCAGCUAGGGCCUGGGAAGAAGAAUGACGAGGUGUCUAGCCUGGAUGCCUUCCUGGAUCUCAUUAGAAAUCUCUUCCCGGAGAACCUGGUGCAAGCCUGUUUCCAGCAGAUUCAGACAGUGACAAAGAAAGUUCUGGUGGCACCUCCAUCUGAGGAGGCCAAUACAACCAAGGCGGUCAUCUCCAUGUUGAAUGAAACCAUGAACGAGGCCCCUGAAGAAACUAAGAUCGUUAUCAAGAAGGGCCUGGAGUUCAAGGACGGAAUGAACGUCUUAGGUCUGAUCGGAUUCUUUAUUGCUUUCGGCAUUGCCAUGGGGAAGAUGGGUGAACAGGCCAAGCUGAUGGUGGAGUUCUUCAACAUUCUGAAUGAGAUCGUGAUGAAGUUAGUGAUCAUGAUCAUGUGGUACUCCCCUCUGGGUAUCGCCUGCUUGAUUUGUGGGAAGAUCAUCGCUAUCAAGGACUUAGAAGUGGUUGCUAGGCAGCUGGGGAUGUACAUGAUCACGGUGAUCGUGGGCCUCAUCAUUCACGGGGGCAUCUUUCUCCCCUUGAUUUACUUUGUAGUGACCAGAAAAAAUCCAUUCUCCUUUUUUGCUGGCAUAUUCCAAGCCUGGAUCACUGCUCUGGGAACGGCUUCCAGUGCCGGAACUUUGCCUGUUACCUUCCGUUGCUUGGAAGAUAAUCUAGGGAUUGACAAGCGUGUGACCAGAUUCGUCCUCCCAGUCGGAGCAACCAUUAACAUGGAUGGCACAGCCCUUUACGAGGCUGUGGCAGCCAUCUUCAUAGCCCAAAUGAAUGGGGUCAUCCUGGAUGGAGGUCAGAUUGUGACUGUAAGCCUUACGGCCACCUUGGCGAGCAUUGGUGCAGCCAGUAUUCCCAGCGCCGGGCUGGUCACCAUGCUCCUCAUUCUCACAGCUGUGGGCCUGCCAACGGAGGAUAUCAGUCUGCUGGUGGCGGUGGACUGGCUGCUGGAUAGAAUGAGAACUUCAGUCAAUGUGGUGGGCGAUUCUUUUGGGGCUGGGAUUGUCUAUCACCUUUCCAAGUCUGAGCUGGACACCAUUGACUCCCAACACCGAAUGCAGGAAGACAUCGAAAUGACCAAGACGCAGUCCAUUUACGACGACAAGAACCACAGGGAAAGCAACUCUAAUCAGUGUGUCUAUGCCGCACACAACUCUGUCGUAAUAGAUGAGUGCAAGGUAACUCUGGCGGCCAAUGGAAAGUCAGCUGACUGCAGUGUUGAGGAAGAACCUUGGAAACGUGAAAAAUAAUGACCCGAUUCUCAGCCAAUUCUUGAAUAAACUCCCCAGCGUAUCUUAUGGUAAAAGAUGCUCUCUAAACAGGCUUCCUUUACAAAAGGAAAAGAUGCAUAUGUUUCUAUGUUUACUUAAUCUGUUAGCUGAGGCAUAGAGGAGCUGUGUACACCCAUGAUGAUAGGCACCGUGCUGUGUCUUUGCCAAAUAAUGCUUUAUAACUGUCUAAUUUUCUUACUUGUGUCAUUGUCUGAAUGGACGCUGCUGGAGAAACCACUUUGAAUGGAAGAAGUGUUCUUGCCAGCUUCCUUUUGUCUCAGUGCAAAACUGUGGAUGCUAUUUUCCAAGGGGACAGGAUGAAAGCAGUGUGGUACCCUCCAGGGACUUGAGACAACGAGCACACAUGGUGUUGUCUUCCUUAAAGUGUUCAUGGCUCACCUUGUUCUACACAAAAGAUUCUGCUUGAAGCUUCUAGAAUUACCUCCCCUCCAGCCUGUAUAGUUGGCACCUACAUUGAUUGAAAGCAUCUGCCUGGGGGAACUCUGACAAUUUUCCUUUUUGUGCACUGUCUAAGUAGAAUGUUUCAGAGUUUCAGUGGGUGCCCAUAUUCUGAAAUGCAGGUGACCAUAAAGGCCACAGCUCACAGCUCUGCCUUUCUGUCUCUCUCUCUCUCUCUCUCUCUCUCUCUCUCUCUCUCUCUCUCUCUCUCUGUGUGAUGUGUGUGUGUGAAAAUGGGAAAUUUCAAAUUUGAAAAUGAUCUAGGAAUCAUUUACAUAUUAUCACUGUAUACCUUGAGGAAAGUGAAGGAGCAUAGUCAACUUGAAUUUUAGUCAGAAUUAAAUAUUCCAAUUCUAUUGUUUGACUUGCACUCGUAGAGCAUAUUGAACUCAGUGUGAUGAUCUGAUCUGGUUUUUUGUUCCACCCAUAGAUUCUCACUUGAGUUCCUCACCGAAAGAUAUUUCCAACACCCAAAUCACGUCCAUCACAUCCUUGUCUGCUUAUAUGGCUGAGCACUUUAGCUUCCUCACAUUAAGAGACACACAUUGGCUAUGGUUCUUUUUCUAUCAUCCUGGUAUAUAUCUAAUAUGUAGAAAGUGUUUGUUAUAUUAAAGCACAUGAAAAAUAUCACAAAACACAAAGCUUCUUUGGUGAGAAAGGAACAGAAACCAAAUAUGUAUAUAAAAUCCUAUAAAGGUUUCUAUGACAGAGGCUAGGCAGCCUCAAACCAUCAGAUGGGGACCAAGAAUGACUCUACACAACUUUCCAGAGAGAAUCCUUUCCAGGGACUGUGAAAGUCUGAAGGAAGAAAUAAUAUAAUUGGCACAGCAUGAUGGUUUGCCUGUGGUAGGCAGCCAACGAAUCCUUAAUGAUGGGUUGUGCAAGCUAAAAUUGUGAAUGUCUCUAUUAUUAUCUUCUGUUGAAGAAUGCACAGUAUUUUCCUAAGAUCCUGGGUUUAACGGUUAGCUGGGAACUUGAACCACUGAAAAACAAAACAAAUUCAACUUGAAGGAGUGAUGGAACCUGAGCCAUCAGUCAGGGCAUGUGUGUGCUCUGAGGCAAACAGAGCUGAGGAGACAUUCUUAAGCAGUAAUAGGACCCAUUGCCUCUGAAGAAGGGCACGGGGCUAUCGCUUCUCCUCUUAGCCCCUCUUGUGACUUCUCUCCUUCAAAUCAGAUGGCUUGGACACAUACUAAAGACAAGAGAUUCCUGUUGCUUUAUCUCAUAAACCCUAUUUUAAAACAAGGAUCACUAUUGAGCAGUAUUAAAUUAAUUAGUUUGUUCUGUUUUAGGUUUUGACUUUUGAAACAAGGUCUUUUUAUGUAGCCUAGACUGGCUUCAAACUCUCACACCUACUGCUCAGUCUUGGUUCUAAGAUCACAGGUGGGCACCACUGCAUCGGCUGACAGACCUCUUGUUUAUAUUCUUGUGAGGAACAGUGAGCAGGGUAGCAGUGACCAGCUGUGAAACUUUGAAGGAAGACAAGAAGGGCCAAAGGGAUUCUGCUUAGCUGUGAAACUAUUCUAGAUACUCUGUAAGUGGUACCCCAGGGCUUUCCUAUGCUGAGUAGAUGUAUCUAGGCAAGGCAUCAGAAGCAUGCUGGGUUUUGCUGUGUUGGGGAGGGAAAGGCCAUUCCAUACAAUGAGUCUCCCCAUACAAAAAGAUACAAGGCCACUUGGGUACUUAAACAUUGCCCUUUUCUCAAAAGCACUCGCAGGAUGACAGUGUUUGUCAUCUCAGAUUCUGCCUGAAAAUCUUUCUAAUUUGUCUUAUCUUCACCUCUCCCCUAGAAGUCCUGUUAGCCUAUGUAAAGAAGACAGAGCUUUCAGGAGAACAAAGGCACACUAUUUCACAAGUCAAGUUUUGCUAACUACAUAUGUUGUCCCAAGAGAAUAUGCUAGGGAAAUCACAUUUACUGAAAAUUUGAUAAUUUUAUUUAAAAUAAAUAAUCUAUCAAAUUGGAGGCUUCACUAAAAAAUCUAGGAUGUGGUGGAAUUGACAUAGUACUGUGUCUUGCUUUUGUAAGCCUUGUUAACCUUCCCCAUGCCCAUUGGAGAUUCCCUUGCCUAGAAAAAGUGCAGGAAGCUGAAAAAGCAGAUCCAAAGUGUGUUCUAGUCGCCUUAGUCUAAAUAGGGUACCUGUCACUGUGUGUGUGUAUUAAUAGAGCCAUCGUAGAUCUGAAUGCCCAUAAUGAUGAUUAAUCUUUUAUGUGUAGUUCUGUCUCUGUCUCUCCCUUUCAUAUGCACACACACACACACACACACACACACACACACACACACACACAGAGGGUGUGUGUCACAUACACUAACUCCAGGAACCAGGGAGGUUUAUAUAUUGGGGCUUUGGCAGUGCUAUUCCUAUAACAGAUUCAGUUAAUACUUUCAAGGAAUCAAAAUCAUUUCAGAAAAAACAAAUAAGUGAGCAGACAUUCAUCUUCCCUGUCUCAUCCUUUCCCUACAAGAAGACAAAUCAUCAUUUUAUUAACUACUGAGUAAAACUCAACAAUUCAGCCAGUGAACAGCGCGGUUUUUUUCGAAGGUAAAAUUUCACUGUGGGCUUCUGAGGGUGGCGGGACACCAGAGAAUCCAGGCAGCCAUCAGGACCUAAGCACACAAAACCUCAGUAAAGGCCUGUAGGUGAUUUUAGGACCAUGAGAUCACUACCAGAUUUGGUUUUUGACCUUUUUUUUGGGGGGGGGGUAGGUAACAGGGGUGUAAUAAAAGCCUGUGUGGCCCUAUUGCUUGUAGAAAGUUUUAUGCUCUAUAAAAGACAGCUAGCCUUUUCUCCUCACUAGUCACUAGUUCGGACAUUUACAGAGCAAAGGAAGGAUGCCAGAAUGUCUCCAGAUGAAAACGAAGAAAGCACGGAACUGGGUACGAGGAAUUCAGUUUAUGGAUCAGACCCUGCUGGGGGAUGCUGGGUCUCAGUGAUUUGCUGGUUAGGGUCAACUAUGGUAGAAAAUCAUGCACGUAGUCAGACGCCCUUCAGAGAGCUGAAAGGCCUCAGAAGAAAAACCCAACCCUGCCUUGCUGCUGUGAGUAAUCUUCCCUUUGUUCUCCAAAGUAAAAUCUUAUUAUAAUGUUCACUUUUGUCAGGAUCUAGGCUCUUGCCUAUGCAUUAUUUUCCUCAUGCAACAAAGCAAUAAACCCAAGUAGGUAUUUGCAUGCUCUGGCUCCGAUAAACAAGCCUGAGCAGCUCAGGCCUCCUUUGAUGACUAAAAUGGCAGUGGUUACAGCCCUGGGGCAACCUGCCCGGUUUGCUGCUCUCUUUAAGGACCAAUCUGUCUGCCCUGCUUUUUCUUUUUCUUUUCUGCUUAUUCUGCAGCUGAACUCAUGAUUUAUCAGGCAGGAUGAAGAUGCAGAUGGGAUUUUCCAGUAUUGGGAUACUUUCAGGGCUUCAGGGCCCAAGGGUCUUAAGGAGAUAAGGUUAGAGUCUGAGGCAAGGGUUUCCUAAACCAAGUUGUCACUGAAGAUUCAUGGUCUCUGCAUCUACAGUAGUCUCUGGUUAAACCCAAAAGAAGGAUUACUGAGUGCCAACCUAGCCAGGUGGCAACUGUGACAGCUAGUUUUCGGUGGGAGGAGUGAGAUAAAGUCUCAUCAAGAACACCAACCAGCUUAGGAUUUUCCCUAAAACUCUCUUCCCAGUUCACUGCCCUUGCCCUUCCCUUUCCUUUCGUUUCAUUGCUUAAGAGACUGCUUAGUAAAUGGCCAAAUAGUUAAGAGGGGGUUGGCUUGGAAGCAGAUAACAGGAAAUCUUAACUGAAUAGUAAUAGCCAGUCUCACAGCCUCACACCAUAAUCAGGCAAUGACACAGAGAUGCUCAAAAACAACGUGGCUUGGGAGAGAAAACAUUUGAUUAAGACACUCCCCACUUGUAGCUGUAAGGCUCACACAAGCCACUGUGUGCCCAGGUUUCUUACACUUCCUUCUGAAAUGAGAAGGGAUUGGACCAACUGCAGUUUUCUAAUCUCCUUCCAUCUUACUGUUCUCAAACAUGACUUAUUUAUAUUGUAAGUUUGAAAGACACACAAAAAUGAAUAUUCAAUUUAGGUGUUUCCUCGCCCAUUAUGAGAAAACUCCAACUCAAGCUUCCAUUCAUUCCAUACUUUACAACAAGCUUGGAGAGUGGCCACAGUAACCCAGUUUCCAGCAUUCAGACAUCAGUAAAUAUCCUUUGCUAUUCCCUAAACUCACUGUUCUCAUGGAAGUGGUGAUUUUGCUCAGGGAAAUGUUCUGCAACAUCACCGUGAGCGACCAGACGCCGCGAGUCUGAAUUUUGAGUUCUUGCAUCAUACCUGCUGUAGCAACAGAGCCCACUCCAAAUACUCAGCCCACACCAUUUUCCCCAAACAGUCCUAAUUGCCAACCCUGUGUGGGAAUUUGGGAGCCUCUGGCAAACAAGCUUGAACACUCCUGACAUUUGGUGCAAGAUUUACACAACAGCAACUGUCUCCACACACCUUUCCCGCCACGUGCAUGCAGACUUGUACAUCCAUUCUGAGUCUUCCCCCACUCCCACCUCGCUCCCUGGAGAGAGGAUUUGAUUGAUUUCAUUAGAGAGUUCUCCUCUUGAUUUAUAUGCAUAACAGACAUCACAUCAUUGAGAGAGAUGCUGUCACUUAUAAGAACGGAGUUUUCCCAUUUGCCCAUGUUCCCAUUUGCCCAUGUUCGUCCAUGUUCACAGAGUGUCUAAGUCAUUACAGCAGAGAGGGUGGCUGCACCUUCCCUUCCCUGGUUCAGUUAUAAAAGGUCAUAGCUUGCAUUUUUUGCUCUCUGACCAAAUUGCAACCAGAGUUAAAUUGAUGUAUUUAGUGUAGUGAACAUCUUCAUUGCCAGAAAAGAUUUCAGCUCUUCAAUUUUUGGGGAGUAUAGCCAGUUCGGAAAGGGCUGAUUAUUGUUAGUGUCAUGGUGGUUGGGUUUUUCCUCCUCUCGAGGUGACAGAAGAUCUAAGGUGAGAGCAGAAAGAUGUUUCUUAAUUGACCUACUUAAGGUCACUGCAGAAAAGGGGGAGAAGUCCAGAAGGUCCAGGGAGAUUGGGUUCACACUAACACUCUGAAUCAUUUCUCAUCAGUUUUUUUCUAUGCUGAAUCUUGUUUUAUCCUAUGAUCCAGCUACCAAUUUUGGUAUUUUUAAGUCUUUCUCAUUGUAUUUUGGGGAAUUUUUAGGCUGAGAAUAAAAUCUACUAUUGGAACAGACCUGUGCUCUGCAGAGGCAUCACGUGACCCAGACAAUGGGUGGCAGAAUAUCUGGGUUCCCCUGGAGACACCCCCAAUCCCUGGGUGAGCUUUAGAACCUAACAACCGACUGUUAUCCUUAUCACCAUCCUCUGGGACAUGGGAGAUGAUGCAGUCAGAGCCUUGCUACUUCUGGGCUUUGUUUCUCUCUAUGGCAACCAUUUUAUCCUGACUGGAAAUGGCUUCAUGCCCUAGGUGGGGGGGAGGGGGGGCAGGCACACUUACAGCCAAGGAAGUGGUCAAACAGAUCCCUAAGUUCUCUCCAUGCUACAACAAAUUCCCUAAUACACACAACCAGAAACUCAGCUCCUGGGUGGCUUAGUACCCACAAGGUCACUUUCCUGUUCUAAGAGCCUUCAGUAUCCAGAUUCUUCUACAAACCACCUCAACUCUUUCCUCUUUCUUUCCUUCCAUAAAAUCUCAGCAUCCCACCCCACAUUGCACAACAGUGACCAGAUCAGCUGGUCACUAUAGAGAUUUGUAUAUAUUAAAACAAACCUACUUUUUGGAGAAUUUUUUGUAUAUUCUUUUUCUAUUUGUUUUCUACAGAUUGAGGACAGAGCUGGCAAACUGUGAAUCUAAUUUUAUCUUGAUGCCAGCAGAUAUAUUUUAGCUUCCUGGUAUGAAUCUAUGUUCCUAGGGACACCAUAUCACCCUCUGAUCAGUAUUGCACCUCCAAUCUACAAAGUUAGUUUGGCCCAAUCUUACAUUCUCUCUUCCACAAAUCCCCAAAUUUCUUUGCUAUUAUUUAUACAGAGAAAUAUUUAUAGUCCUGGAUAUUACAAGUUUUAAUGUUAAUUUAACUUUUAAUAACGUUACACAUUUGUAGCUACUCUUCAAAAAUCAUAAAGACUCAGAGUAGGCUGAUAUAGUCUCUUUGGUAUCUGUAAUUUUUUCAGACAGAUAUUUUCUUAUGAUAUUUUCUAUACAACCACAUAGAUAGAAGUAUAGCUAAUUAGAGCACACAUUUCUAUAGCAAUUUGGGGUAUCAACUGUUUCCUGAGCAUACAGACACAUUUGAGAAAUUUUGCAACUCAGUCCUUAAUGAUGCAAUGAAUACCUUGACCAAACUCAGAACAAAGAAUUGCUUAAGCCCCUUAGGUAGUUAGCAUAUACAACUGAACAGUUAAUCCUUCAGCAUCAAGGAAUGGUGCUGACUGCUGUUUCCUGACACCAGUUCUUGUUUGCCCAAUGUACCUUUCUAAUUUUAUUUUUCUAUAAGAUGAAUAAAGGCCGGUGCUAAUAGCAGGACCGGAAUCUCCCAUGCAUUUCUAGAUGUUUAUGUGAAAAUUGGCUUAAUAAAACAUAGAGUAGCAAAGACUGAGGAUAGUUAGUAAGAAAAGAAUUCAGGACAGGUUUGGUGCAGUUUUAAGUCUUGCCAAGCAAAAUGAUAGCAAAACCUCACAUUGUUAUAUGAAUUGAACAUAUAUUUUUAAGAAGAAAUUAAAGACAACAUAUUUUUAGUACCCAUUCAGAAUCCAUGCUGUAUCCCUGGGGGGGCCAGAGCUGGGAGUUAGAGUCAUACUGAAAUUAUUUAGCAUAAACUCAAAUAGUUUAUCCUCAGGUAGGCAACAAACUUAUGUAACCUUCCCACAAGGUAAACCAGUAGCCACGGAAAACACAAGGUGUCUUUUCUCCACCGAACACACUCUCUGCAAUGGUGGGAGGACUGGUAUUUUACUGUGUUUGAAAGAGUAGCCUGUUACAUAGAUGACAUAGUAGGAUGUAUUCAAACCUGCUCCUCAUUAAGUGAACAGAUUAGAUGUGCCCUCAACUGGCUAAGAUUGUAUCUGUUUUCACCGCUAGCUAUCAGAGCAUGAGUUUCUUGUGUGUACACGCUGAUACUUGGUUCACGCAUGAAGACAGUGCCUAUGCACUUUGUGUAGCUAUCAUGUAGGUAUUUGUGUGUAAUUUCAGUGAAACAAUGUAUAGACGUAAUUUAAUUUAACUGUUUUUCUUGGCUGUUUAUCUAAAUGCAGUAGAUAUGUCGAUUGGCGUUUGGAAACCUUUCUUUGCAGUCUUAGGUAUCGUCUAAGAGUUAUUUCUCUUUCUCAAUGUCACAUUGAGUGAAGAACUUAACCUGUGAAACCUCUGUACUAAUUAUUGUUUGCAAAUCUCUGAGUCCAGCACCUUUGUAAAUACAGCCCCGAGCAGGGAUGGGGAUGAAUGUGUUUCCUGUUACUCAGUGAAGUAUCAACCUAUGCCUGCAUCAUUCCCACUCAGUGCACCAGUGGAACUUGUGGUUACCAAGUCUGAGGGAGGUUUAGAAUGAAGACACUCGUCUCUCCUCCCUCACUGGUGGACUGGGCUUAAAGAGACAGAAAAAAAUAAAAAGUCCAUCUCCUCUUCAUACUCAAAUCAUGUCUUCUGGGGGUAAGGGUCAACCUCUCUGGUUGUCAGAUCUUCACAUGAUGCUGACCUUCAACCUGGCCUAAGAUUCUGAAGAACCUUGUUACUUUUGACUUCCUGAGUUGGAGUACAAGAAUGUUUUUAUUGAUUAGUAGUCAUGCUGGUUAGCCUGAGCCUCCCCCGAUAGCACAGUUCUGGCAGCAAAUUGCACACCUGUGAGAGAACAACAGAGUACUAGAAGCACACUAAGGCCCAGGGCCAGCAACAGCCAGGGGCCAGUAAUGGUUGAGGACCAGCAAAGGCCAGCGGUCAACCUUGGCAUUGGCAGAGGACCAACUUCUGAUGGACUGAUCUUGAGUAUGUAACAGGAGGCUGAUCUCCUCUACCCAGUCUGCUCUGCUUGCAUGUGUGGAGUGGGUGGAGAUGAGAUUAACAAUGGCAAUUAGAUGUGAUUUUGCAAACUGCAUUCUCACUAAAUACCAUACUUUGUAGUUCCAGUAACCCCUGUCUUCCCCACAAAGACAGAAGACACAGCAAUGUGCUGGAGAGUACCCCUCCCUUUCCUCACAGAUCAUUGAGAGGUGAAGCAAGCACACUUAUUUUCAGGGGCUUCUCCAGAUGUGUGAAGUGAGGGGAUGUGGUGACUGUGCCCUUCAAAUUAUGGAUGGAAAAAAAAAGUACAGAAAGGGAAGGAGACUUUAGGAAGGAUUAUUUUUGAAUUAAAGAUCAGAUUAAUGUUUUCCCUCCCGCUCACAGUCCCCCUUGGUCUGGUGUCAUGUAGCAUAGUGUGUCUAUAGCACAUGGUAUUUAAAGACUAAUGAAGGCAAAGAGACUAAUUUGGGGGCUGUUUCUUAUAUAUGGUACUAGGAAAUGCCUUGUUGGCAAAGCACAUCUUGGGUAGUUGAGAUCUCCUGUGUUCGUCUUUAGCUUUCCUUGUGGUGUGGACUCAUGACUGUAACAUUUCAUGUGUAAAAUAACUGGAUAUUCUUCAUAUGGUGGAAAUAACCUGUGAAUUCAAUCUUUCACUAAGUGUUUUAACUACUGUGUAUAUAUAUAUAUCUCAUCAAUAAAUGUAGAUUCCAAUUU